This is a messenger RNA of Elaeis guineensis (African oil palm), 1750 nucleotides long. Its product is annotated as cyclin-dependent kinase F-1. Gene Ontology annotation, cellular component: nucleus. The record is from RefSeq and is a predicted model, not a curated record. Gene Ontology annotation, biological process: protein phosphorylation. Lineage: Eukaryota; Viridiplantae; Streptophyta; Magnoliopsida; Arecales; Arecaceae. Gene Ontology annotation, molecular function: ATP binding; protein serine/threonine kinase activity.
CAACCCAACCCCCAAAAAGCCUCGCCGAAGCCCUAGCUCCUCCUCUGCCUCUCGAUCGCCGCCGCCGCCAUGGAUCCGUCUGCCCCUUCGUCCCGGAGCUGGAGCAUCUACGGCCGGUUGGAGAUCACCCAGCGGUACGAGAUCCUCGAACGCAUCGGCUCCGGCGCGUACGCCGACGUCUACCGCGGCCGCCGACGGUCGGACGGCAUCGUUGUGGCCCUUAAGGAGAUCCACGACUACCAGAGUUCGUUCCGGGAGAUCGAGGCCCUCCAGACCCUCCGUGACUCUCCCAACGUCGUCGACCUCCUCGAGUACUUCUGGCAGGAGGACGAGGACGCCGUGCUCGUCCUGGAGUUCCUCCCCACCGACCUCGCAUCCGUCAUCCGCGAUGCCAAGAGGGGCCCCGGCCUCGCAGCCGGCGAGGUCAAGCAGUGGAUGCUCCAGAUCCUAAGGGGAGUCGACGCGUGCCACCGGAACUCGGUGGUCCACCGUGAUCUCAAACCGUCCAAUCUGCUCAUCUCUGCCGAGGGGGUUCUCAAGCUGGCGGACUUCGGCCAGUCAAGGAUACUUCAGGAAACAAGAUAUAUCUCCAGAGACAACCGUCCACAUGAACCAGGUUCUGAGAAUGAGGCAUGGAUACCACAACAGCCUGCAAUUGUGGGGGAGGGAAACCAGCCAUGGCCGGAUGUUCCUGAAAAUCCAACUUCUCUACAGCCCAGACCUAUCAAUGAAGAUGAGUAUCUGCGGGAGUUGGAUGGCCUCAAGGCAAAGUAUGCAAUGGAGGACACUGAUAAGGAGAUGAGCCUGCAAGAUGGUGAUGCAUCUUGUCUUGCCACAUGUAGUACAGGUGAUGUGGAAGAUGAUCCCUUCAAAGGCUCCUACACCUAUGAGGUAGAAGAGGUUCAAGAAGAUGAUGAGUCCGGUGCCCUCACCUCAUGUGUUGGGACGCGGUGGUUCAGAGCCCCAGAACUACUCUAUGGAUCCACAACUUACGGGCUAGAGAUUGACCUCUGGUCGCUAGGCUGCAUUUUUGCCGAACUUCUUAGUUUAGCACCACUCUUUCCAGGGACGUCAGAUAUCGAUCAGCUUGGUAAAAUUAUUAGUGUUUUGGGAGACUUGACUGAAGAAACUUGGCCAGGUUGCUCGAAGUUACCUGAUUACAAUAAGAUCUUCUUUAAUAAAAUUGAAAACCCAAUUGGUCUGGAAGCAUGCCUGCAAAACCGAUCAGCAGCUGAAGUUAAUAUUGUGAGGAGGCUUCUUUGCUAUAAUCCAGCCAGUAGAGCUUCUGCAAUGGAGUUGCUCCAAGACAGAUACUUUGCUGAAGAGCCCCUGCCUGUUCCUAUAAGUGAGUUGAAAGUCCCUUCCACAAAAGAUGGGCAUGACGAGAGCUCUCCAGAAGAAUGGGCUGAUUACAGGGAUUUGGGUUCAGACUCUGAUCUUGAUGAGUUCGGCAGCGUGGAUGUGACAACCACUGAAAAAGGUUUCUCUAUACGGUUCGCUUGAUGAAGAUUGUGUAUUGGUUAUUUUUGUGUCUUACAUUGUGUUGACAAAAUGAAAAAUUUCAUAAACUUGAUCCGAGUAUGUAUAUGAGAAGGAUGAUGAGCUGGGUUUAUAGAGACGCUAUAACGAUGUUGGGAAAAAUAACAGCAAUUUUCUCCAGUAAUGAUUCAUAUGGGAAAGGUUGUGGAGAAACUUGGGGUUGCAUUGUUAAAAAAUGAUGGGAGUUUACUAUUGAAAAAAAAAAAAAAAA